Ilex paraguariensis (yerba mate) is the source of this 1113-nucleotide messenger RNA. The record is from the annotation of a GenBank genome assembly. NCBI's taxonomy places the organism in Eukaryota, Viridiplantae, Streptophyta, Magnoliopsida, Aquifoliales, Aquifoliaceae.
AUGGCUCAUGGGUUGGCCCGUUAUCUCAACGGGUCACUGAACCUCGACCUAGCUCAUGGCCGGGUUAUCUGGACACUGUCAGUCAAUGGCCCAGGUGUUGAGCCCACACAGCCAUGCCCUUCUGCCGGAAUUAGGCCAACUUAUACAGCCCCACAGGCCACCGGAAAAGCUGUAAACAACGCCACCUGGCAUGAGUUUCGGAGAUUCCUCGAUGUUGGAAGAGGCAGCCAAGUCUCUGGCAUGGCGGAGCUCAAGAAGUACCUUCAUCGUUUUGGUUAUCUCUCAUUACAGGAUUCAAAUUUCACUGAUAUUUUCGAUGCACGAUUUGAACACGCCAUUAAUAGAUAUCAGGCAAAGCUCGGCUUGUCAGUCACCGGAAAGCUCGACUCCGACACUGUUUCUCAGAUCAUGUCACCGAGGUGCGGUGUGCCGGACACACGGCCGUCGUUGCAUGCAACGAGACACUAUGAAUAUUUCACCGGACAUCCAAGAUGGACACGCAAUGUACCCAUAAAUCUUACAUACGCAUUCUCGCCGGAGAAUUUGAUCCGGUCAUUGAGCUUGUCGGAUAUAAGGGAGGUCUUUAAACGCUCUUUUUCUCGUUGGGCAUUGGUAAUUCCGGUGAGUUUCUCGGAAACAGACGAUUAUGAAUUCGCCGAUAUCAGAAUAGGGUUUUACAGUGGUGAUCAUGGCGAUGGUGAGCCAUUUGAUGGUGUUCUAGGGGUUUUGGCCCAUGCAUUUUCGCCAGAGACCGGGAGGUUCCACCUCGACGCCGCUGAGAUCUGGGCGGUCGACUUUCAAUCGGAGAAAUCGAACGUCGCCGUCGAUCUGGAAUCGGUGGCGACACAUGAGAUAGGACAUGUUUUAGGGUUGGCACACAGUUCUGUUAAAGAAGCAAUAAUGUACCCUAGUUUGAAACCUAGAGAGAAGAAGAUGGAUUUGAAGGUUGAUGAUAUUAGAGGCAUUCAAGCUUUAUAUGGAUCAAACCCUAAUUUCAACUUUGAAGCUUUGUCUGAAUCUUACACUUCUUCGAAUGAUGGUGUCGAUCAUACGAGGUUUAGAUCACGGGCAUGGUCCACCUUGAUGAUGAUAUUGACAUUAUGGUUGUACUAA